AUGCAACAUCGUCGCCGCAUCGCCGUGCUACUACUGCUAAUAGUAUGGACAGCGGUCGCCGCCGCGCUUGACGGAAGCCUCGACUCCAAGCUGCCCAUCGUCUGCAACGCAACCUUUCCGUGCUACGACUCGAUCCGCGAGCGAUGCCUCGCUGGCGACGUCGUCCAGCACGACGGCCGCGGUCGGCCCUUCUGUAGUGCCUUCGCUGCGCGCUGCCAAAACAAAACGCUCUGCUACGACUCGAGUCUUGCGUGCCCGUGCGGCGGCGAUCGACCCUGUCUGUACGAUUCGACGGGGGCAUGCGAGCCGCAAAGCAGCGCGUGCUCUGCCACGUCGCGUUCAAUCUUGUAUUCGUACUGCGUCAACAACUCGGCGGCCGCGAUUUCACUGACGCCGUCGCCGACGUCAUGGAGCCCGUCAAGCGUGGUGGGCUUCGAUCUGAGCAACUCGUUCGACAAGGCGGCGAGCUCAGUGUCGACGAUGUUUAUCAUCAUGGGUGUUGUCAUCGUGCUCAUUAUCAUCGCGGUCGUCAUUUGCGCUUGCAAGCGCAAAGACACAUCAAUCACGAUCCCAGGCCUCUCGGGCCCGACGACGAACGCCGCCGCGUACAACCAGCCCGGUCUUGUGCCAGCGGCGCAGUACCACAUGCAAAUACCGACCCAGCAAGCGUACCAGCAAGGACAGCAAGCGUACCAGCAAGGACAGCAAGAAUACCAGCAAGCGUCCAUGUACCAGCAGCAACAACAAGCCUACCAACCGCCAACAACGCAGUACAUCCCGGUGGUGCAACCCAUCUCGUCGCGGUCGCACGCAUCGUCGACCAACACGUCGGCCGUGUCGGGUGCGUCUGCCGACUUUGAUGUCUCGGACCUGGACAUGUACCGCAUCAGCCACGCGCAGCUCGCCAUCAUCAAGCCGAUCGCACAAGGCGCAUACGGUGAGGUGCUCCUCGCGUCGUACCAAGGCAUGCGCGUGGCGGUCAAGAAGCUUUUACCCAACGACAACGCGCGCGUCGAGCUGCCAAAGUUCAUUGCGGAAAUCAAACUUUUGGCCAAGAUGGAAUCGCCGUACAUUGUGCAGUUUAUCGGUGCUUCGUGGCUCCGUCCCAGUGACAUUAUGCUCGUAACUGAGUUCCUUGAGGCCGGCGACCUCCGCAACUACCUCCAGGGCACCUCGACCGGGUCCGUUCCAUGGCACCAAAAGCUCCAACUGGCCUACGACAUCCUCCAGGGCCUCGUGUACCUCCAUACACUCGAGCACAAGGUCAUUCACCGCGACCUGAAAUCCCGCAACGUCCUCUUGACCGACGACGUGCACGCCAAGCUGACCGACUUUGGUAUUGCCCGCGAAAUGGACGACGCGACCAUGACGGCGGGUAUCGGCACGUACCGGUGGAUGGCGCCCGAGGUGCUCCAGGAAGGUCACUACGCCGAGUCGGCCGACAUGUUUUCGUUUGGCGUCAUUCUCUCGGAGCUCGACACGCACCAGUUGCCAUACGCCGACAAGGUCAACAGCAGCGGACGUCCGUACACGGACACGGCCAUCAUGGCCAAAGUCAUGACCGGGGAGCUGCGGCCGUCGUUUUCCGGGAGCUGCCCGCGCUGGUACCGCGACCUCGGCAGCUGCUGUAUGGCGCUCAAGCCCGAGGACCGCCCAACGGCCAUGGAAGCCUCGUAUACUGUGCAAGUCGAAAUGCGCAACUCAUUUCAAAGUUGAAGACCCUUUUGCGGGCUUUGUUGUAGGAAAAUAGCAAACUUGACUGUAGUAAUAAAUCAGUUAGCUCGUUCGAGCGAAAGGCUCUCUGAAAGACACCA
Molecule: messenger RNA, 1814 nt
Organism: Saprolegnia diclina VS20
Lineage: Eukaryota; Oomycota; Saprolegniomycetes; Saprolegniales; Saprolegniaceae
Product: TKL protein kinase
Exons: 2
Coding region: 1-1716 (571 amino acids)
Biological process (GO): protein phosphorylation
Molecular function (GO): protein kinase activity; ATP binding
Source: RefSeq, a predicted model, not a curated record